AUGGGUGACAGUAAAAGAGUUAUACCUUUAGAAAGUAAUCCUACCAUUUUCAACGAUAUUGGAUAUCAAUUGGGUUUGGUGCCAGUUUUAGAAUUCCAUGAUGUUUUAUCAUUGACAGAUCCUGAUUUGUUAGCAUUUUUACCCCAACCUAUUUAUGGAAUUAUCAUGUUGUUCCCCAUAACUGAAGAAUAUGAACAAUACAGAAAGAAAUUCGAUAGUACUAUAACUUAUGAUAAUGACAAUACCAACGUUCAAUGGUUCAAGCAAACUAUUGGUAAUGGUUGUGGUUUAUACGGAUUGUUACAUAUUAUGGCCAAUUUACCCCAAGAUUUGAUUAUUGAUAAUUCUAUCAUCAAUAAGUUUUUACUUUCAGAAUUGAAGCCCGGCAUUUCAGUGGAAGAUACUGCCAAAUUGGUAGAGAAAUUAGAACAUGCCAUUCAAUUGGAUGACAACUAUGGACGUCAAGGACAAACCGAGGCUCCUUCAAGUGAUGUUCAAACCGAAUUCCAUUUCAUUUCCUUCAUUAAAGGUAAAGAUAAUCAUUUAUACGAAUUAGAUGGUAGAAGAAAGGGACCUGUUGAUUUAGGUGAAUCUAUCGAUGGGUCAAAUAUCUUAAAUGAUAGUAAAUUGAGUGAAAAAAUUCAAUUCUAUAUCAAUAAUACUAAUGAAGAGAAUAAACAUAAUUUUGCUAUGAUAGCCAUUGGUCCUACAUUAGAUUGA
Yamadazyma jaroonii is the source of this 720-nucleotide messenger RNA. NCBI's taxonomy places the organism in Eukaryota, Fungi, Ascomycota, Pichiomycetes, Serinales, Debaryomycetaceae. The record is from the annotation of a GenBank genome assembly.